This is a messenger RNA of Callorhinchus milii (elephant shark), 2348 nucleotides long. Its product is annotated as syntaxin-binding protein 4. Gene Ontology annotation, molecular function: protein binding. The record is from RefSeq and is a predicted model, not a curated record. The transcript is spliced from 22 exons. Lineage: Eukaryota; Metazoa; Chordata; Chondrichthyes; Chimaeriformes; Callorhinchidae. Bases 1 to 2190 code for a protein of 729 amino acids.
AUGUCUUAUCUGAAACCUCCUGGGAGAGAGCUUGAGGCUUUGGAUGGUCUCUCGUUAAUUUACUGGACAUUAUUGGGGCCGUAUGGAGUUGACCGCAACGUGCACUGCGUGGAUUUUACAGACUGUGAGAAUGGGCUGGGAAUUAAAGUGAUUGGUGGUGUGAAGGAGGUGACGGGAGAGGAGUAUGGAGUGUAUGUGAAGAGAAUCUUGCCGGGAGGUCUUGCGUCAGUCAAUGGUCGUUUGCAUCCUGGAGAUCAGAUUCUGGAGGUUAAUGGUGAGAGUCUGGUGGGAGUUACUAAUGAAAGUGCCGUGGAGGUGCUACGUGCUGCGUCUUCCUCUAACAGCAUGCGGCUGAUGAUCGCACGGGACGAGCAGGGCAGGAGAGAAUUUACAGAAUUACUGGAGAAAUACACGUCCAGCAGCAGUACCGGCUCAGCCAGGAGUUCACCCGUCCCACAGGCAGGCAGAUAUCUGGACAGUGUAUCCUCAGGAUCAUCCUCGAGUUCCCAGAGCCCUCAGCAACUAAGCCCUGUUAGUUCUCACAGCUCCUUCAAUGGAAACACAGGCUCAUUACUUCGCUCAAGUUCACAUUACCCGGGCGAUGCCGGGAUUCAGCUGGUCAACAUCACCAAGACAACAGGCCUCGGCCUGGUGAUUACGGGGGGAGCCAACAGGCCUGAUGGGCCCAAUGUCUUUGUGGAGGACGUCGUCUCCGGGGGAGACUGUCACAGGGACGGGCGACUUCGUCCGGGCGACCAGCUGAUCGCGAUUAACAAGAAAUCUCUGAUUGGGGUGACCCUGGAGGACGCCCAGACCAUCCUCAACAAAAUCAAUUUCAGGAAUGAAGGAACAGCAGUGAUUGCGUUUAUACCAGGGAAAGGCCCUCUACACCCCGGCACCUCGUUAAACAACGACAACCAUUCGGCCCAGAAGAACGUGGGAAACGGCUGUGGUUCCAGCAGGUUAAAGGUUCACGUCGGCACAUCCAAGCCCCGACAUGAAGAUCAUUUGCCUGUGUCUUCCUCAUCACCAGACAUCUGCCCGCCAGAGCUCACUAUCUCAGCUGCCACACCAUCUGCCCAGAAGGAAGCAGCCAGUAGCAAACAAAAGGUCUCGCUGGACCCUCACGUUAGGUUAAAGAUGGACAAACUUGACUUGGCACUGAUGUAUCUGGGACUGGAUGUAACAGAGGAACGGAGACGAGAGCUGAAGCAGAGCCUGACAGCAGAUUCACAAGGAACUGUGGCCUUUGGAGUGUUUGUGCAGGCUGCGAGGGACUACCUGCAAGAGGAGAUGGAAGAAGUCGGACUAAGUCAAAGCCCCCCGUUGUUCUCUCCGAAUGAGGUGGCCAAUCUGCUGGAUACGUCAGCCUUCCACUCACCGUUUACUUCGAACAUCGCCCGUGACACAGAGGAGCUGGAGCAGCUGCACACAGAGAUGGCAGAGCUGCACCAGGAGGUAAACAACCUGAAGGCUCUCAUGAUAGAAACUGAGAAGAGUAAGAAAUCCCUGGAGGAUGAGCUACAGCAUCUCAGUCAGAAAGCCACUGAUGCACUUGUAGAAAAUAGGACUCUCCAGAACAAGUUACAGCUGGCCGACGCUGUGCAGUGCCAGGCACACAGCGCUGAGCAGGACUACGAGGAGGUGAUCCGUCUCCUUGAAGCCGAGAUCACCGAGCUCAAAAUUGAGCAGGCGGGGAAACAGCAGGUCAGCCCUGGAGAGUCCACCAAGGAGGAUGUUCAGGAGCUGCGACGGAGGCUCUCCAUCAUUGAUUGCCAGCUGCGCAAAUCUGAGCUUGAUCGAAAACAUCUGGAGAUUUCCAACAAGAGACUACUGUCGUUUGCCGAAAAUGUGCACAAGGUUCUAACAUCUGCCAAUCUAGUGGGCGUCGGUAAGGGAGUGAACCAGUUGAUGGGCAGCACAACUGAAGACGGUCUGGCCUUGCCCCCACCUCCUGAAGGACCUGCCAGGCUACUUGCAGCAGAAGCCAAACAGUUAGUUGAGGGUGUCUUCUCUUUUAGAUGUGGAAAUGCAUUGCCAUAUGGGUGGGAAGAGUGCUGUACACCAGAUGGGGCCAAAUACUACAUUGAUCACGUCCACCAGAAAACAACCUGGUCACCUCCACCAGGAACCAGCACCAAAGAACAGAACAACCAGCCGGAAGCCGACUGCUCUCACAGAUCCACAUAAAACCAGCUGAUUACAGGCAAUUUUAUUUAAAAUGUAAAAAUGGAUUGCACCGUUAUUCCAAAUCUACUGUCCAUACACAUUAUGUAUGUAUACACAUAUUACAAAACAGCCACAUGAUGUGGUGUGAGGUACUGGUCCUCUGGUGCCUGCUAUCUGGU